AUGGACAACCCUGCGGACAUUAUAUCACGCGGGAUGGAACCUAAUCAGCUUAAGGAGUCCACAGUUUGGUGGACAGGACCGCCAUGGUUGAAGCAGCCAUCAUGCUUCUGGCCUCCGCUCCUACAAGCAGAAUUACAGGAGCUUCCAGCUGAAGCAUUAGAAGAACGAUCCGUAUCGUUACCGAUUCGCACCCAGGAACCGAAUCAGUUAUUUCACCUGCGUUCGUCCUUUGCAUCACUAGUUCGUCUAAUUGCCCUGAUCCAACGUUUCGUCUACAAUAUCAAGCCAGAAAACCACUCUCGUCGCAGAUUAGGAUUUCUACAAACCACUGAACUAAAUCAAGCCAUUUCAUCAUUGGUGCGUUUAGCACAAACAGAAGUGUUCCCAAACGAGAUCGCAUCAGUAGCUUCCGAUGGACAAGUGAAGUCGACUUCACCUUUGAAGAAUCUUGCGCCUGUUCUGAAGGACGGCAUUCUACGUGUUGGUGGGCGUCUUAAAAAUGCGUUGAUUUCGGAGGACAGAAAGCAUCCAAUAAUCCUUCCGGCUCGUCACCCGCUGACUGAAGCUAUUAUGGAGCACUAUCAUCGCAAAUAUCUACACGCCGGACCACAAUUGCUUGUGGCAAGUGUCCGGGAGAAGUUCUGGCCGCUACGCAUCCGUAACUUGGCACGGAGUGUGGUUCAUUCAUGCGUCAAUUGUUUUCGAUGUAAGCCUACUGUUCUGGAGCAACUCAUGGGAGAUUUGCCCCCAGAAAGGGUAACGCCUUCUUUGCCUUUCCUCAACACCGGCGUUGAUCUAUGUGGACCAUUCUAUUAUCGGAAGAAUCGCAAAGCAGUUUCUACUAAGUGCUAUAUCGCCAUCUUCAUCUGCCUUGUCACCAAGGCCAUCCAUGUAGAAUUGGUCAAUGACCUCUCAACGGCCGUUUUUCUCGCGGAAAUACAUCGAUUCAUCGGUCGCAGAUGA
Messenger RNA from Armigeres subalbatus, 963 nucleotides. RefSeq lists its product as uncharacterized. The transcript has a single exon. Bases 1 to 963 code for a protein of 320 amino acids. The record is from RefSeq and is a predicted model, not a curated record. Lineage: Eukaryota; Metazoa; Arthropoda; Insecta; Diptera; Culicidae. Gene Ontology annotation, molecular function: nucleic acid binding.